UUGGCGCGAAUCAGAGAAGGAAAACGCCCGCGUGGACGGAUUCGCGAGACGCCAAUAUUUCAGAGCAGCGUGGUGUCAGCGCGGGCGCAGGCGCACGCCGCCCCUCCAUACAGUGACAGUGACCCAAAUGGCGCGCCGGCGCAGUCUGUUCCGUGCGCGCGACACGUAGAGACGGUCGUCCGGUGUCAGUGUGUAGACCGCACAGUGAGUGAACAGCGCUCGUGUUGCCAUAUACGGUUGACCUUCCAAGGUAAGGGAACACCGAGUGCAUCGUGCAAACAACCAGCGUGUCGGACGGAAAGAAUGUGUUGCCAUGCGAAAUGUGACAGCCUCAGUGAAGGUAAUGAGUCAGCGGCAUCUCGAAUUUUCCUUUUGUGCGGACGGGUAGAUAAUAAUAGUCUGUGGAUGUUUAGUUCGGUGUCGCCACGCUGCAGGCUCUCACCGAGCUAA
Messenger RNA from Danaus chrysippus (African queen), 450 nucleotides. Lineage: Eukaryota; Metazoa; Arthropoda; Insecta; Lepidoptera; Nymphalidae. The record is from the annotation of a GenBank genome assembly.